This is a messenger RNA of Cyclopterus lumpus (lumpfish), 2140 nucleotides long. RefSeq names its product zinc finger protein 564-like. The transcript has 7 exons. The coding region runs from base 128 to 1528 and encodes 466 amino acids. Lineage: Eukaryota; Metazoa; Chordata; Actinopteri; Perciformes; Cyclopteridae. The record is from RefSeq and is a predicted model, not a curated record. Gene Ontology annotation, cellular component: nucleus.
UUUUACUUUGAAAGCAAUAAGCGGAAGUGUCCGUUUCCAUUUCCGACUGUAUCACUUCCUUGGUUUGCCUGCCGCUCGUUUACAUGUGGUUCCGGGUGGAGGCGAGGAGAUUUCAAAUGGUAGUAAGAUGAGCCAAAUAGAAGAACUAAAAGUGUUUGUUUCCGAGCGGCUAUAUGCUGCUGCUUCUGAAAUAUUCGGUGCUGUAGAAAAAACCAUAACGGAUUACGAGGAGACGGUCACCCGUUUGAAGGAAGAAAACGACCGUAACCGUUCUCUGUUGGACAUCAUCCUCAAAACCAAGUCACCACCACAGAAAGAAGGAGCUUGCCCUGCCAAAAGUACCCCUGCUGCUGCUGCUGCUGCUCCAGGUGCAUCAGAUUCAAGUCUUGCUCGCAAGGCCAGAUAUCCCCCCCGCAAUUCCAGUGACUCGCAGUGCUCCUUCACCUCACGCACCGACUUUCUAGACUUUGCAACCAAUGACAACUGCCGCUACUGCUUGAAGAGAAUUCAAGCCACUGAGACACAUUUGACGAGAAAACAUUAUCUAUUUGCUGUCCAUUUUACUGAGUGUGGCGCUGAGAAAUUUGUUGUACCAUGUACGUGCAAAGACUUGAUCCAGGGCAGAAGUCACUGGCAUUGCCCAUAUUGCACAAAGAUCAUUUAUCGGAAAUGUAACUUUGAGGUGCACAUAUCUAAACAACAUGGUUAUCCAAUACUGCAGCAAAGCCAAAACACAGAGAUGGAUCAGCCCUCUGUCUCUGCCAUUGAGGAGGAUGUUCCCCUGAGUCCUGCACCUUGGUAUCAGCAGGAGCUUGGCAGCCUGGACCAGGAGGACCAACAGGCCUCACUGCUGCUUCAUGUUAAAGAAGAAGAAGAAGAAGAACAAGAAACGUGCAGACAAGUGAGUCAUCCUGAAUGGCAGAACUCAGUGCACGUGAAGAUUGAAGGCGAGCAAAUGAGUGUGGAGGAACAUCACGCUCAAGACUCUGAAUUCAGCAUCGUCUGUGCAGACAGUUACAUUCAAGACCUCAGCGUGGAAAGCAGCAAGAGACAUCUGCUUCCUAAUUCUUCAAAUCAACCUCUGGAAAUGCUGCCUGAUAGUGGGGUUGGUGGAAUAUACAAGCCGGCUGAGGAAUCUCAGCACACCACACCUCGUACUAGUUUAAAGGCACUCGGUAUCAAGAGGAAAGUGCCUGUAAAAAGAAAAAAAUCUAAUAUAAAGACAUCAACACUGUCUGUCAGUCAGAAUCCUACCGGUCCUCAUUGUUGUAAAGCAUGUGGAAAGACUUUCGAUUACAUGUACACACUGAGGACACACGUGCUAACACACGCAGGGGAUACAAUCCAUAUUUGUGGAAUCUGUGGAAAACAUUUAGAGUCUAUGGAGAGUUUUGUCCAGCACAUUCAAAGCCACACAACGAGGAACAAAUGUGGUAUAUGUGGCAAACAAUUUUCUAAUAAUUUCCGUCUGAAACGGCACAGGAGAUUUCACAGACCAAAGGGUUUAAAUGUUAUGUCAUCAACUUAAAUAAUGGGUACAAUCCUACAGAUGUCAUAAAUGCAUCAAAACGAGCUGUGAUACUGUAAGUAUUCUCAACAAAUCUUAUAACUCAGCUCAUUAAAGAAAUGCAUUCAGUGUAAUACCUUGUUGUACCGCCAUGAUUGUGACUUAUGUAAUGGAUCUCUGUUACUGGAUGUAUAUGAGAGUGUAAUAAUAGUGAGUUGGUGACAGCAGAUGCUCAUCGCACCAACACAUAGUCACAUGUAGAGAGAAUGGAAUGUUAUAUUCAAUGUUAAUCGCAGCGACACCUCGAUGGAAAGACAAAGAGACGGGGGUUUCACUUGCCACGAAGCAUGGACAUGCUGUGCAUCAACCUGAAGAACAACCCUACCUGUGUUUAGAUUAUGAUCCAAUGUGCUGCCUGUAUUCUUGACCAAUGUGGUGAAGUCACUCCUUCUUUUACCUGUAUAUUUACAGUAUGCAAUUACCGGUUCAGGAGUCGUAGGUUUGCUCUGCAGACAGGAGAACCACGAUUGUGGACUGUGGCCCGGAGGAGGCUUGCGAAUCUCUCAUCUGAGACUACUCUGUAUCACAGCGUUGUUUUUCACUUAAUUAAAUACGCUUUAUUAUAACUAUCGA